CGGUUCGUUUCGGCUCGCGCGGACGCACGGUGUUUGCUCUCGGCCCCAGAACCUGACGCCGGCUCUGCAUCCGCUGCUAGUGGACGCAUCUUAGUUGGCUGCGCGCGCGAAACGUUGUAGUGACCUUUUCGAAUUCAAAUCGUUUAUGGUUUAUAAAGUUUACACGGCGAGCGGAACCCCGCAAAUUACACCGAAUCUGCCGCCUGCCGUCGAAACAAAACACCGAGACAGGAGUCUGCUGUCUGCGUUUGAGUGAAGCGUCUUUGCGUCGUCGUCGUCGUCGUCGUCGCGGCGUUUUGGCUUCUAAUUGACCAUGUCCGUCCAGCGUUGAGGUCACCGUGUGUGCCGCGCGAAGAACGAACGACCGAGGAAUUAGCACGUGGACACCGGGUGAAAGACGGCCGCCAAUUCUCACUUUCGGGACGAGGAAUUGUUCAAAUUGGUGUCGCCGAAUUGAUUGAAUGCUUGUGGCGAGCUAAACCCACAUUCUGGCUCAAAUAUUUCCCAGCGCAUGACGCGAGUUACUAUAAAACGACUCAAAUAUUAGUCAUCUUCCGAUAGCAAAAAGUUAAGAAGCACACGAAGAAGAGGAAAACAACCGAGUGAUAAUGAGUGGCGAACGUCGACGGGAUAGCACUGAUGGUGAAUGUGUACGACAAGUUAAGUGCAUCGAGGCGAGCGGAAGAAGCCUCGCGUUGAGCAGAACUGCAGAUUACAAAGCGAAAAUUAAACCACCAAGAAGCGCCUAAGUGUUCAAAGUUUUUUUUUUCUGUUGUUUAAAUCAGAAAACACAAAGAAGAAGUGAAAGGGGGUGUUUCGGUCAAUGUGCCCUUGUUUAAGAUAAGUCUAUAGUUUAGAACCAAAUUGUCGAAACAAUCGUAACUGUGUGAUAGUAAAAAAAAACAAGUUUAAAUUUUGAAAUUAACAAAGGAAUGGAACGCACAAUGACGAUCAUGGAAAACGUCCAUCAUCGAAGUCAAAGCUCCCACCUGACAGGGGAACUUUACUGUUCCGGGGAGCAGCUGGUGGUGCCGCCAAAUCUCGGUGAAGGAACGCAGGCCAUUCAGUUUGCCAUAACUGCGAGCAGUUUGAUGCAGCAAAAUGAAACAGUGCUGAGCCAUUGCAUUGCAGCGGGGACGGCAACCACGAGCGGGAUCACCUCCUCCGGAACGUCUACUACCACUAGUCUGGCGGUUGGCUCAGUAGAUGAAUUAGUCAUGAAAAAUGCCGAUUGUGAAAUGAAGCUUAGCUGCCAGUCGGACCGAAUGGACGUGAUGGUGGAAUCUCCCAGCAAUCGAAUGCGGGUUGCGCUGAGCGUUGUCAUCCGUCUACUGCUCCCGCUUACCCAUGGACUGGCUCGGGGUUGGAAUGGACUCCGGGGUUUCCGGUUGCUACAACUACUGCGCAAGUUACGCGAAAGUCGAGGCCUACUAACGACGCUGUUUGCAGCCGCCGCCAACUCCGUUUCCAUGAGCUUAUCCUCGGUACAAGUUGCUCACCGGAUCAAUCCACUGCUUCGGGUGAUCAAACUUCGUAAGGAUCCCUGUCUAAGAGGAGCGAUCGAAGGUCCUGCUGGAAAAAAUAAGAAACAUGUGCAAUCGAAACAGGCUGGCAUCCUCCGAGAGAUCCCUGAUAAAUGUGUGGAGUUGGUUGUGUUGGCAGAACCACCUGCUGGAGUACCGAUCAGGGCAGAUAUCAUCCUGAUCCAUGGUCUACAUGGGUCACUGGUCAACACCUGGAAGCAAGGGCUGUGGAACAGUGAUGGAAAGCUCGAGCACUUCGAGCGCCCACCGAAACCGCCAAUACGGCCACCAAAACGCCAAAGACAUUCCAGGGCCAAUCUGAUUGUCCCGUCCCAUCACUCCAAGAAACCCAAAUAUGAAGAGGACAGCGAUGAUGAGUGGAGCGACGAGGGCCCUCAAUACAGUCAAAUAUCUCAACAGCAACAAUCGACCUCGUAUCGAUACGGAAAGAGGCGGUUCACCUACGAGUGUGGCCAACCGGAGAACGUUCAGUUCGCAGAUGACAUGGAGUACAGCUUUCCCACAUUCCGACUACGCAUCGAGGACGAGGAAUCGAAACCUCGGAUAUCGCAGAGCUACACCGAGAAACAUCACCACGGCAAACGGAAACCAAAGCCGAAGAAGGAUGAUUCGUGGUCCGCCUGUUGGCCCGGGGAUUGGUUACCGAUCGAUUGUCCCGGGGUUCGAGUUAUGGCCAUCAACUACACCACCGAUCCGUACCUCUGGCGCCCACUGUGGAUUACCAAAAGGAAUCGAUCCGGUUUGGUAGAGCGUGCCCGCGAAAUGGCGGACAUGCUGAUCGCCAAGGGUGUUGGCAAGGGGCAUCCGAUCGUGUGGGUCGGUCACUCGAAGGGCGGUAUCUUCAUUAAGCAGAUCAUUGUGGAUGCGUGGGAAAGUGGACGUCCGGCAGCCGAGGCACUGUGGCGUUCCUCUCGCGGAACGUUCUUCUACUCUGUUCCGCAUAGGGGCAGUCCGCUGGCGGAUUUCAAUCUGCCCCUGCUGCGCCAAUCAGUGGAGCUGACCGAGAUACAGAAGAACUGUCCCAGUAUUCUGGAGCUCCAUCGUCGCUUCGUGGCUCUGUACCGUGGAGGGCACCUGAAAAUUGACGUAUUCAGCUUUGUCGAAACGGCCCUGACACUGAUGUCGGUCCUCUACCUGCGUAUCGUCGGUAUUGAUUCAGCCGAUCCCGGCAUCGGAGAGGUCUGCGGUGUGCAUUUGGAUCAUCGAGAGAUCUGCAAACCGCGCAGCCGCCAAUGCAUUCUUUACACCGAGCUGGUCAAAAUGAUUAAUAAAGUCAGCUAGAUACGGAAACAGGAAGCCCGUCGAAAGGACAACAAUAGAUAUAUUUGUUUUAAAAUAUUCUCUAGUUUUUGUUUUAUGCAGGAGUUUGUUUUAUCGUUAAUACCUAGGUAGAACUUUUAUCCAAUUUUGAAGCUAAGAACUACCACAUUUCUGGCGUAGCAUUAUAAAAUUGUAUCUUUUCAACAUAUUUCUCCUCAACAGUUCAAUCCACUUGUCAAGAAAAUAUCAAAAUAUUUUCCUCAAGAUUAUUAAAAGUUUCAUAAAGACAAAAGACAAUAUAUUUUUCCCAAUGCGACGCUAGACCUGUUAAUAAAAUAUUUUUUAAAUUCAAACGGAUGUGACAUAAUUGGGUUCUUAGAACCGUUCAAGUUUUAAAAAUAAGUUACCGUCAGAACGCCAGAUCGAUAGCAAGCAUAAAUGUACUUGAGCCUUAGAGCGAUGAUAAUACGUAAACUAGGUGACAUUACCAAAACCAGAUUAACCGUAUACGAAACUUUUACUAUUCGUCAGAUUUUUCCGCUUUAAACCGAUGCCAAAAAUAAGCAUUCUAAUCAUCAGAUUUCAAUAGAAUUUUACAAUUCAGUGAAUCAGUCGCCAUUCAGUACUGUGAGCAAUACCUAUAUGAAAUGAAUAAGGAAGUGAAAAGUUUUUCUAAACAUUAUUUUUGUAAAAGUUUACCCGUAAGUUAUCAUUGAAAAUGAAUUGAUAAUUAUGUAAGCAAUGUGAUAAAUAGAGAUUAGUCUUUUAAAUAAACCAGCAACCAAACGAA
Uranotaenia lowii is the source of this 3594-nucleotide messenger RNA. RefSeq lists its product as uncharacterized. The transcript has 7 exons. The coding region runs from base 933 to 2825 and encodes 630 amino acids. Lineage: Eukaryota; Metazoa; Arthropoda; Insecta; Diptera; Culicidae. The record is from RefSeq and is a predicted model, not a curated record.